GUAACACGAUUAUAAAACAAAAUCCACCUGUAGCUUGCUGAACCGCGGUCAAUGAACUCUACAUCCAAUCGAAUUACAAAUUCAGUCGUCUUAUUUUGCACACAUGUUUCUUCCAAGCAAACAGAGGCCCAACUGCCUACAGCCAGCAUUGAUUACCGUCCCCACCCCCGGCAGACAGUGCAGAACUCCAGAAAUCGGGGACCCCACCGGCAGUGCAAACCAUAGUCGGUACGCAUGGUAACGGUCGCGCCAUCACGAAUCCAGACCCAGUUUGUGGCGGGAAAAUGUGGGUCGGGACUUGCCUAUUAUUCGUCAUCCGUCGGUCGUCUCUGCGGGGUUGAGAGAGCGCGGGACUGAUUAAUGGCCGCGAAGGAUGUCAUGAACAAAAUUAUGUCAUCAAAUUUAAUGUUUAAAAAAACUUAAUCUAGUAACCUGACAACAUGAUCAUUUUUUGGCCUCCGUUUUGAAGUUUAGCGACUGUUUACAACAUUUUGUCACGUUUUGACAUGCAGAAAUUUGCACAAACUGAUGACGAUUCGUUGCACCGGAAAGAACGACAGUGUACGGAUGUUGCGUUUUUAGUUGUACAAUUUUGUUUCGUCACAGGAAUGUUUGGCCUAGUGCUAGCAUGCCUUCCCAGUACGGACAUCUUUCGCACAAUCUACGGCUACGACGAUUGUGGCAACAUCUGCGGCCGAAACAACAUCCGUGCAAUUGACCUGCCAUGUUCGGGCGAAGACAUGCGAUACAAGCCGUACCUACUCCUCACCGUCACGGCCACUUCCCUGGAACCGCUGCGAAGUUGCGUCGCGGAUUGUAACACCAGCGAGGGAUACGAACUGAUCUUCAACCGCUGCGUUCGAUUCCAGUUGAGGGGACUCGGCCAGGUCCCACCGCCACAGGGUUACCUGGACGAACUGUGGCAAGACGUGGGCAAUUUCUGGUUGGAACUGUUCGCCCUCUGCGUGAUGGCACUGUUGGGAUCGUUCGGGAUGUUGGUUCUGCUGUGGUGUGCCACUCGCGUUGUAAUACUGGCGAUGGUGGCUUCCAUUGUCGGAGUUUGCUUUUGCGGAACCGUUUGGCUGUGGUACACGUGGUACCACGCUGACGGAAGAAGCUCUAGCUCGCUGCUGUGGUACGCCGUCGGAUCUACGAUCGCCACUCUUAUCGUGUUUCCGUUGAUCACGUUUGUUUGGAAGAAGAUCACAAUGGUCGUACAGCUAAUGGCCGAAGCUGGGGAAGCCAUCCGGAGUAUGCUGCUAAUGUUGUGCAUCCCGAUUGCGACCAUCACAACCCUACUCGUGACGUUCUUCCUGGCUGCAAUCUUUAUCCUGGUCAUCGAGAGCUCCGGACAUGCCAAGCUGAUCGACGGCUCUGUCACCUACGAGAAAUCAACCUUAGUUCUAAUCACCCGCUGGUACCACCUAAUAACGCUAGCUUGGUUCCUGCAGUUCGUGUACGGCUGCCAGCACCUCGUCACGGCCGGCGCAACCACGCAGUGGUUCUUCACCCGGGACAAAUCCACCCUCAAAGCCCCCGUCCCCCGAAGCUGGUUCGCGCUGAUCCGCUACCAUCUCGGUACGGUGGCACUUGGCUCGCUCCUGAUGUCCUUCAUCCAGCUGCUGCAGUGGCUGCAAAGAAUCCUCCUUUACACCAGCGGCAAGUCCCAGAAGUUGCAACGCCUUGGCAACGCGUGCCUGUGCUGUGUCGGGUGCUGCCGAGGGCUGCUCGAUCCGGUUUGCCGCAAUGCGUACAGUUUGACCGCCAUGCGAGGGUUGCCGCUUUGCGUGGCCGGGACGGAGGCGGUGCGGCUAAUGCGCGUGAACGCUGCCAACGUGGUCGGUGUGAUGCCGACCGAAAGUGUGGUUCUGCUGCUGGCGAAAGUUUUCGUGGUGGCGCUGGUUGGGUACACGGGGCUGGAGUUGGCGAACAGGAGGGCGGAGCUGUACCAUCCUUACGUGAUGGCCGGUGCAGCGUGUGCGCUUUGCUUCCUGAUCGCGGACUGUUUUCUGCUGUUGUAUGAGGUGACGACCGACACGAUAUUCCUGUGCAUCUGCAAGGACUCCGAGGUGAACGACGGCACCAGCAGCCGACCGUACUACAUGUCCGCUCGCCUAGAGAGCUUCGUCCAGCGGGGACAACCAGACAAAAUGGAUGCCGAGCAACCAAGCGGCUCGCCCCGUUAGGAGGGAUGUUUCGAAGAGUUUUGGAAAAAGGAAAAAAGCCCAUUUAAUUUUGAUUAUUUUUAACAGGUUAAUAAUUUAUCUCUCUUUUGAAUAAGUGGUUGGUUUUUUUCUUCUUACUUUUCGUGGCUUCUUUGUUUUGUUUUUCACUUUUCACGCCUCUGUGUUUGUCUUAACCAUUUUGUAACACAAGUUGCCUUUGUUUUGCAUUGUUUCCUCAGUUUUGCUUCCAAUUCGAGUUUACCUUCGUGACCCUGGCUCUGUGUGGGAUCUACAGAAGGUGGGUUUUGUUUUAAUUCGCCUGUGCUGCUUUGCUUUGCUUUGCUUGUUUGUAUUUUACCUAAACAUUAUUCGACAUUUUCUAUUGCGAAUGUGAUCAUUACUGUGUGUGUGUUUUGUUGCUGUGUAAACUCUAACACCUACACGCGUGCGCGUGCUCUGCUGGCGCUACUUUCUAUUGAUACUGAGAUUUGUUUCUUUGCUAGUUUGCUGAUUUUGGCGUGAGCGUGUGUCUGUGUUUCUGUUUGUUAGUGUGUGUGUGUGUGUGUGUGAGUGUUGUUGCAUAACAAUCAACGACAUUGGAACGUGCGUGCGUGUGUUCAAGAUAGAUCCUCCUUGGUGUGUGUGUUUGUUUGUGAUUGGUUUGUUGGUGGUAUUGGCUGGUCUAACUGCUUCAGUUUGCUUUUCUCAUUUUUCCCUUUUGUAUUUGUUUAGUGUUAGCCUAAUCACUACCCAAUUAAAACAUCAAUCAUCGUACUCUAGAGCUAUGUUUUAUGUAUAUCUCUGUUCCUUCUUGUUUUUUUUUUUGUUUCCACAAUCAGUUCAUGGUUUCAGUGGCGCAUGAGCUUGCUUCAAGUGUCUCCAGAGUUCCAGCGGUGUAAAUUUGCGGUGUUUUUUGUUUAGUUGCUGUUAGUAGCUUGUAGAAUAGAAUAGGACAGAGUCGGAUAUCAGUUUUAGAUAGAUAGUGCUGUGUUGAGUAGAGAGCGAGUAAGAGAUUUUUAUUUGUAACUUUUUGCUGUGUAUUUUUGUUUAAAUUGGUAUCCUUCUAGCUUCCUGCGAGCACAACUGGGUACCGCUUAACCUGCGUGUGUUGAUUUUUCGCAAAAAAAAAAAAAAAAAAUAGGAAGUCAUCGCCCGGCAAACGUACGUACGUGCUUGCUAAGCUGGUCCGGUAGAAGCGUUCGUUUUUGUAUUUUUUAAUUUUUUUUUGUUGAUUCAAAUCUCGUAUAAACAGGUUCUGUGUUACACAUAAGUAGUGCUGUGCUGUGCUGUGUGUGUUUGUGUUCGUUUCCGUCUAAAAGUAGUACAAUUUCACUAGCUUGUUUGGUUGUUUUUGUUUGUUUUGUUUUAAUUCUAAGUUUGUUUUAAUUUUCUACCGUGACAAAUUCUUAUCAAUGUGUGUAAAUUCAUCUUAAAAAGUAAAAUGCGCGAAAUAUAAAGUCAAACAUUGAACUAAUGAUUUCUGCUUUAUUUCCCUCACUGUCGAUAUAUAAAUAUAUUACUUUUUUCUGCACAAGUCCAGCUUGCAUUCUUUCAGUUUUUAUUUAGUUUAUUCAUCUUCAUACCACUUACUCGGUUACAAUUAUUUUCAGACUACUGCUAAGUGUCAAUCUUUUUCAUCGUGAAUCCGUCUUCCACCGAGAGAAUACACGAACUUUUUUAUUCAAACAUUCAGUCGUCAUACACACACACACACGCACGCAAGGAGCGAUUUUGCAAAGAUGUUUGCUGAACAUUAUUUUUGUUGUUUUCUGCUAAAUUGCUUUGAAAAUUAGGUACGAUGUGCAUUUGUGAACAUGAGCAAUUCUGUGAGACUUUGAAAAGUGAAAAUUGUGGUAUUUUUCGUUGGG
This is a messenger RNA of Culex quinquefasciatus (southern house mosquito), 4033 nucleotides long. Its product is annotated as choline transporter-like protein 1. The coding region runs from base 507 to 2186 and encodes 559 amino acids. The transcript is spliced from 6 exons. Gene Ontology annotation, biological process: transmembrane transport. Gene Ontology annotation, cellular component: membrane. Gene Ontology annotation, molecular function: transmembrane transporter activity. Lineage: Eukaryota; Metazoa; Arthropoda; Insecta; Diptera; Culicidae. The record is from RefSeq and is a predicted model, not a curated record.